UUUUGGAUUUUCAAUACUGGGUUCUACAAACAGUUGUGUCUCCCAAUUUCAUAAAGUUUAUACGAAUAAAAUAGAUUCUCCGCAUUCGUAAUAGUUUUAUACACCUGAAAAGUGAACUGACACUAAAAUUUUGGCUGCUAUGAUGGUGCAGAAUAAUUACGGUGGCAAUUCCAGUAAUAAUGAACAUCAACAGGACCUGUCCAAUAUUGACAUAGGUAAUGUCGACAACAAACCCACUUACGCUUUGGAACACUUAGCUACUUUCAAAGUAAAGUAUGAAUCCGAGACACGUAAUCCAAAAGAAAAGCUAAAGAUUCUAAUGAAGUUGGAUGAAUCAGGAGCCAUUUGGCCACAGAAAAUGUAUAUGUCCUUUAGUGGACAAUGGCUGGUAAUGUUGGACUGCGAAAUGAAAGAAAUUGAAAAUUUCCCAGGUUCUCUGAUAAAAGAACCAAUGGCUUUCAUCAGUGAGGAUCCAUUAGAGAUUUAUAAUAAUAUUCUGGUAUUUACAGUACCAGGCGUCUCUUUGGGAACGACAGAAAUGCACUUUUUUCAGGUAACGAAUGUGUCGUCAAAGCAUUUGGUUGAAGACUUGAAGCAAUUAAGCACUGGCAAAACUAUACUGAUUGAUCGAAAUUUGACACCUAUCAAAGUAUUAAAACCGGAAAAAUCCUCCCAUAAUACUCGCGAUCAAUAUGGUAUUGCCACAGUUGCCGCAGAAAUGGCUGCACAAAAGAAUGCUCAUGACGCUGAGCAAAGCUUGCGUGACAUUCAGGUCUUAAAUCAUUGUUUCGAAGACAUCGAAAGGUUUGUGGCACGUCUGCAAUAUGCUGCAGAGGCAAUACGCGAAUUAGAAUUACGUCAUAAUGAUCACAACCCACAUGGAGAGGGACUGCUAGUAUUACGGUCACGCCCACCCAUUGAAAGCGAGUUCUAUGAUAUUUUUGCCAAAGUUAAAUUGGCCAUAAAUUAUGUUGUUAAGCUAAAUCAUCAUUUCUCUAACGGAACGGAACCGAUUUCUGAUUUAUUCAUUUCUUUGCGUACCAUGGUAAAUGUUUGUAAUGAUGUACACGUUAGUGCUAAUAUACCUGAGAAUGUUGUUAAUCCUCUGCUCCGACGUGAAACUAUACACUUUUUAUCUGGUUGUUUAAAUGCAUCGGACACUGAUUUCUGGAGAUCUUUAGGAAAAAACUGGACCGCAGCAAAGGAAUAUUUUAAAGAUCAUAAAGGAUCAUAUCAUCCGAUAUUCUACGAUGAUUGGUCACCGGAUUGGAUAGUUGACGAAGAAGUUACAUAUAUACCACCGCUAAAACCUAAUUCGCCGGUAACUCCACGGAUUUUAGCAAGUAAUGCCGUUUGGCUGUCACGUUUGCAGUCAAGAAACGUAAAAAUUGCCGAAGUGGUGUAUAAUAGCAAAGCAAAUAACGAUAAGGAGUUGAAUGUUUCAAUCGGGGAAUAUCUUGAGGUUAUCGAAGAUACACGUAAUUGGUGGAAGGUCAGAAAUUCAGCGGGCAACGUCGGUUAUGUUCCACAUACAGUCCUUAAAGCACAUAACUUUGAAGUGCACUCCAAUUACUCUAUGAGGGAUGCAGACUAUAUUGCCCCAUCUUUGAACGAAGCAGAGGCAAUCAAUGUAAACCAAACCAAUGCGGGCAACAUGUAUCGAAAUACACUCACUCCUUUUGUUGAUGUAACAGAACAGUCUUCACCUAAUAUAGCAAAAUCCAUACCGCGCUCAUACAGUAUGCCGAAUGUUCCGGUUCCACCCCCUAUGCCUCCUCCGCCAGAUAGUGAGACACCGACACCAAGUGGUACCCUGAAGCGGAAUAUGGCUGCUGCUGGCAGUUUAGCAGAAAAGUGCUACAGAGUUACGUCGAAUGCUUGUCGAGGCAUAUGGUGAUGGGGCUCUAUGAGAAAUUAAGAACGUGGAAGACCACCAAAAAGCUACGGGAAAGAUCCAAAAGUAUGGAAAAUGACAAUCGGAAAACUGAAAAAGCACUUGUGAAAUUUUGCUUCAAAGACACGAAAUAAAAUCAGUUUUACAUCAAACUGUCACUGGCGAUGAAAAAUGGACUUAUUAUAAUAAUCUUAAACGGAGAAAAUCAUGGGUUAAUCCGGGACAACCAUCAAGAUAGACUGCAAAAACAGAUCGAUUCGGUAAGAAGUCAAUGCUCUGUGUUUGGUGGGAUCAGAAGGGUGUGGUAUAUCAUGAGCUUCUAAAACCUAGGGAAACUGUUAAUUCUAAUCGCUACAGACAACAAAUGAUCAAUUUAAACCAUGCAUUGAUCGAAAAACGACCAUAAUGGGCCGGAAGACAUGGCACCUGCACCCAAAGAAAAAUCGGUUCAGGAUACAAUCAAAAUACUUGGCUGUGAGCUGCUACCGCGUCAUAUUCAUUCGACUUGGCACCUUUCGAUCACCAUUUGUUUUUAUUUAUGGGAUACGUAUUAGCUGAGAAGCACUUCAGUUCCUACGCAGAAGUCGAAAAUUAGGUGCUUCAUUUGUUUGUUUCAAAAGUCGAACAUUUCUAUCGGCAUGUCAUCCACAAAUUGCCAGAAAGGUGGUCAAAAUGUGUAAAAAGCAAUAGUCAAAACUUUGAAUAAAUUUUUUUUUACUUUCCAAUUCAAUAUUAGUACUUUUCACAAAAAAAACGCCCAUUUCAUACCGGUCCACCGGUACCAAUGUGUAAGUACUAAGUCCUGCGCAAAUAUUAAUAUUUGAUUUUCACUUC
This is a messenger RNA of Bactrocera oleae (olive fruit fly), 2728 nucleotides long. NCBI's taxonomy places the organism in Eukaryota, Metazoa, Arthropoda, Insecta, Diptera, Tephritidae. The record is from RefSeq and is a predicted model, not a curated record.